AUGGCGUCUUGUCGGGACAUCGAAGGAUGGCGCAUUUUUCUUCUGGCUGUACUGCUACUGUCGGCGACAUGCAGAGUUUGGGCCUUGAGAUAUCUUCCGUCUCGUGAUAUCUCGCGGAAAAGUCGCUGGAGAUUGUGGGCGAAACUGGUGCCAUCAGUCGUAUGGCCUUACGUACUCGAACCGCUCGCGCUGCUUGCGUCUUGGAUACUCACCCGACUGAACCAUCGUCGGACACGGUCAUCAUCAACCAUUCUCCUACUAUUUUGGCCUUGUUACAGCGUCGGCCUCGCAAUAUGGACUAGAUCGGUCGUGCAGGAGGAAGUUUCAAAAGCGCUCUUCGUGGUUCUUUCAAAAUGGGCCGUCGAACUUUUCUCUCUCCCGGCAUACGUGCUGGAGUGCGUCUCCCCUGAUGAUCUAGUCAACGAUAACACGGAGAGUCCAGUGGUUACGGCCAACGUGUAUAGUAUUUGGUCAUUUGCGUGGUUGACGCCAUUGAUGCAGAAGGGUUCAAAGGAGUUCAUUACGGAAAAUGACUUACCUGCUUUGCUUCCCCGUGACGAGUCAGAGAAUCUUGGAAACGAUCUGCAGAGCGCUCUGGAGAAACACUCGUCCGUAUGGGUCGCAUUGUUCCUAUCAUAUGGUGGCCCGUAUGUGGGUGCUGCACUCUUGAAGCUCCUGCAGGACAGUCUCGCAUUCCUGCAACCUCAACUUCUUCGAUGGCUUCUGGCAUACAUCUCGAGCUAUCAGAGCACCAAAGGCAUGGCUAACCUUCUUGUUGGUCCGAGCCCUCUUGAGGGAUAUAUAGUUGCUGUCAUCAUGUUUAUGACAUCCAUGGCGCAAAGCGUCGUUCUCCACCAGUACUUUCAAAUCUGUUUCGAGACAGGUAUGCGUGUCCGCGCUGGCUUGGUGACUGCCAUCUACAAAAAGUCUCUCGUGCUUUCUAGCGAUGAGCGAGGGAGUCGAGCAUCUGGAGAUAUUGUUAACUUGAUGUCUGUCGAUGCAAGCAGGCUACAGGACCUGUGCACCUAUGGUCUGAUUGCGGUGUCUGGACCAUUCCAGAUCACACUGGCUUUUGUAUCAUUGUACAACCUUCUCGGAUGGUCGGCUUUUGUCGGAGUUGCGAUCAUGAUAUUCUCUAUUCCGCUAAAUACGACGAUCGCAAGGAUGCUGAAGAAGAUGCAGGAACAACAAAUGAAGAACCGUGAUAAGCGAACCAGGCUAAUGAGCGAGCUUUUGGCCAAUAUUAAAAGUAUCAAGCUUUAUGCAUGGGAAUAUGCAUUCAUCCGCCGCGUUCUGCACGUGCGCAAUGAUUUGGAGCUGAAGAUGCUGAAGAAAAUUGGCAUUGUAACGGCUCUCAAUACAACGCUUUGGAGCGGCAUUCCUUUAAUCGUGGCGUUUAGUUCAUUUGCUACCGCAUCUGUGUUCUCGUCGCGACCACUCACAGCAGACGUCAUCUUCCCUGCGAUCUCGCUGUUCAUGCUUCUCCAGUUCCCACUUGCUAUGUUUAGUCAAGUCACGUCAAACAUCAUCGAGGCAAUUGUCUCUGUCAAACUCCUGAACAUUGGUGACGAGGUACUUUCAGUCAAAGGCGGCGAAUUCCAGUGGAACAAACAAGAUAUUUCAGCUGCUCUGGAAGAUAUCAACUUGACAGUGCAUAAGGGGAGCUACGGGAAGAGUAGCUUGCUGUCAGCGAUUAUCGGGGACAUGCGAAAGACGGAGGGUGAGGUGGCUUUGUUUGGUAAUGUAGCUUAUGCUGCUCAAAAUCCUUGGAUUCUUUCUGCGACGGUUCGAGAUAACAUCCUUUUCUCGCACGAGUACGAUGAGGUGUUCUAUAACCUUGUUAUUGAAGCUUGUGCUUUGAAGCCUGACUUGGAGCUUCUCCCACAAGGUGAUUUGACUGAGGUCGGGGAAAAGGGUAUACAAAUGAUCUCUCAGCUCAGCGGUGGCCAACGUGCUCGUGUCGCGCUUGCUCGUGCGAUCUACGCUCGUGCAGAUCUCGUUCUUCUUGAUGAUGUUUUAGCUGCCGUUGACUCCCAUGUUGCCCGACAUGUCUUUGAUCAUGUCAUUGGUCCUCAAGGCCUGCUUGCAACUAAAGCGCGCAUUCUUGUCACUAACAGCAUCUCAUAUCUCAAGUAUUUCGAUCAACUUGUUUACCUGCGUCGCGGUAUUAUCUUGGAGAGUGGCUCGUACAACGAUGAAGUACGCAAGCUUGUUCACGGUCACGCUACGAGCAGCUCUAGCUCUGGAAUAACCACACCUGGACGGUCCAGCGGCAUGGCCACUCCCACCACAAGCGAGGGGGACGGAGACAUGCAAGCCACCCUUGUUGGAGAGCUUGAAAGUGUAUCAGAAAAGGUGUCACGUAGAGAAAGUUUCAAAAAGGCCGCCUCUUCCGAUGGCAUCACGAAGGAGCACAGCGAACAGGGCCGCGUCAAGAUGGAAGUGUACUCGCAGUACCUCCAUGCAGCGUCGAGAAAGGGGUUCAUGUUCUUUGUACUUGCUACGGUCCUGCAGCAGGUGGUAUCUGUCAUGUCGACCGUAAUGCUCAGGCUCUGGGGCGAGCAUAACCGCGAGAUGGGUACCAACGCGGGAUUGACCAACAAGUAUUUCCUUGGAUAUGGAUUGUUUAAUUUGGUGGCCAUUUCCAUGAGCGCGUGUGCUGCGCUUCUGAUUUGGGUUUUCUGCUCGCUUCGGAGCUCAAAGCACCUUCAUGAUUCGAUGCUGCACUCGGUCAUGCGUGCGCCUCUCAGCUUUUUUGAGACAACGCCAACGGGACGCAUUUUGAACUUGUUCUCUCGCGACACAUAUGUUGUCGAUCAAAUCCUGGCUCGAGUGAUCCAAAACAUGAUACGCACGAGCACGGGCUGCGCUUCUAUUAUAUUGGUGAUCGGGUUCAGCUUCCCGCCCUUCUUGAUCGCAGUCGUUCCUCUGGCGUGGUUCUACUCCAGGAUCACCGCGUACUAUCUUGCCACGUCGCGUGAACUUAAACGCCUAGAUGCGGUGUCCCGUUCACCCAUUUUUGCGUGGUUCUCGGAGUCCUUGGCCGGACUUUCCACUAUCCGGGCCUAUGACCAGCAAUCCGUUUUCAUUGCGAACAACGCGCGCCGCAUUGAUCGGAACCAAUUGUGCUACCUCCCUAGUACCGCUGUCAACCGGUGGCUUGCAGUAAGAUUGGAGUUUGUUGGAGCAGUAAUUAUCUUCGUCACAGCUACUUUGGCUGUCUCUGCCGUUGUGACCAGCAACGUUGAUGCGGGUUUGGUCGGUCUGGUUCUUUCGUAUGCUUUGAACACGACAGGUUCACUGAACUGGUUCGUCCGCUCCGCAAGUGAAGUAGAACAGAACGUGGUUAGCGUUGAGCGUAUCGUCCACUAUGCGAAAGACCUUGAGCCAGAAGCUCCUUACGAGAUCUCUGAGGAUAAACCUGCCUCUGAGUGGCCCCCAGCUGGGGAAGUCGAGUUCCGGGAGUACUCAGCACGGUAUCGGCCUGGGCUUGAUCUAGUCCUCAAGGAAAUUUCGAUGACCAUAAAACCCAAAGAGAAAAUUGGAAUAUGUGGCCGAACUGGGGCAGGGAAAUCAUCCCUUCUUCUCGCAUUAUUCCGGAUUAUCGAGCCCGCGUCUGGAACUAUCUUCAUUGACAAAGUAGACAUUACUAAACUUGGCCUCCAUGACUUGCGUUCUGCGAUAUCCAUUGUUCCUCAAAGCCCAGAUUUGUUCGAGGGCACACUGCGAGAGAACAUCGACCCUGCUAGCGAGCAUCAGGACUAUGCUCCGGUUCAGGAGGCUGGAUCAUCGCUUUCAGCAGGUCAAAGACAGCUCUUGUGUUUCGCUAGGGCGCUCUUGCGCAAGGUAUGCGCGUUUGCUUUGGUUGAUUCAACAUCUGCAGUUGAUCUAGAUACCGACCGAGCGAUUCAAGAAAUUAUCCGAGGUCCAAUCUUCCGCGAUGUGACUAUUCUAACCAUUGCGCACCGCUUAAACACGAUCAUGGAGUCUGAUAGGGUUCUAGUUCUAGAUGCUGGAAGGAUUGCGGAAUUUGAUACGCCAAAGAAGUUGCUGGAGGACAAAGGUUCUAUUUUCCGCUCUAUGGCGAUGGAUGCUGGUUUAGUUCAAGUCCAGCUUGAUGAUGCAGAAGAAAACGCACAGGUGUGAAUAUACAUAACCAUCCACGACAUUUCUUGUGUUUGUUCGGAAAUAUAACGUUAUAAGUAUGUAGAUAAUACCACGUUGCUCUAGGUUUUGUCUUUCUCUGCCAACUAUUUAAUCGUGGGGUUGGGGUGCCCCGAUACUCGCCUCGCAAUGUACCGCAAGAGCAUCAAAUGAGCAGCCAGGUCGGCUUUGCUAGUGCUGGUACCCGAUGCCCCUGGCUUCGGGCAGGAAUGAAAGAGGUUGAAAGCGA
Molecule: messenger RNA, 4393 nt
Organism: Suillus subaureus
Lineage: Eukaryota; Fungi; Basidiomycota; Agaricomycetes; Boletales; Suillaceae
Product: P-loop containing nucleoside triphosphate hydrolase protein
Exons: 33
Coding region: 1-4146 (1381 amino acids)
Biological process (GO): transmembrane transport
Cellular component (GO): membrane
Molecular function (GO): ATP binding; ABC-type transporter activity; ATP hydrolysis activity
Source: RefSeq, a predicted model, not a curated record